Molecule: messenger RNA, 2059 nt
Organism: Bactrocera latifrons
Lineage: Eukaryota; Metazoa; Arthropoda; Insecta; Diptera; Tephritidae
Exons: 10
Coding region: 95-1963 (622 amino acids)
Source: RefSeq, a predicted model, not a curated record
AAAAAUAAUUUGAGUAGUGCAUUAGUGUUGAACUUAACGGAAUCUUGUCAAAUUGGUAAAAAAAAUUCUAGGUUCCAUCAACGAGGAUACGAGAAUGUUAUGUUUUUCAAUAUGUCAAAGAUUAAAAUUCAUUUACGUGGUCUCUCUUCUACUACCCAUAAUGAACUCAUCACACUUGACAGCAGUAACAAUUGAGUCAUCUACGGAGAAUACAGCUGACGGCACAAGUAUAUCCACUUCCGUUAUAAAUCGAAGCAAUAAAAUAAUAAGAAAUCCAACCAUUCCGAAACCUACAAUCAGAGUUGAUAAUCAUAGCAACAGAGACGGCGAAAAAAAUGGAGACCGUUCGAAGCAGUUACUUGUGGCAUUGUCAUCCAAGUCAUACAUUAGUAAGCCAAAUGCAACAGCUCCCACACCGGUUAAACUUACAAAGCGUGCUGGCUCCGCUGCGGAGAUAAAACAUAAAAAAAUAACCAAAGAGAAUUUAAAUCGAACGGGAGAUAUUGCAACACGAGGAAAGCUCCGUCAAGAAGUAGACCACAUUCCAGACUCAUCAGGACAUAUUCCUUAUCGGAUAAAUCGCCCACAUCUAGGACUGCCAGGAUACGAAUCCGCUGGAGUGAGCUCGAGUUCAAAUGAUGGCGGAGACGACUACCAUAAUUUGUCCUAUGAGUCAGAUAAGUGGCCAAGUGAUUACUGGGAACGUGACUACAACAAGAAUUUCAUUUAUAACAAUACUCGAGUACACCACAUUGAAGCGGAGUGUCAGGAUGAUUAUAUGAAAAUUCGUAUUGGAUUCAAUGCUACCUUUAAUGGAUUAAUAUAUUCAGCUGGUUAUGCAUAUGAUCCCGACUGCAUGUAUAUAAAUGGUUCAGGUCGGGAUUAUUACGAAUUUUUCAUUCAGUUGAAUCGCUGUGGAACUUUAGGAAAAAAUGCGCUUCAUGAAGAAAAAAGGAAAAAUCCAACUAACUUUAUGUGGAAUACUGUGACAGUACAAUACAAUCCGCUCAUAGAAGAAGAAUAUGAUGAACACUUUAAAGUCACCUGCGAAUAUGGCUACGACUUUUGGAAAACAGUAACCUUUCCAUUCUUAGACGUCGAAGUAGCGACCGGCAACCCCGUUGUAUUUACUUUAAGUCCACCAGAGUGUUAUAUGGAAAUACAAAAUGGAUACGGGAUUGGAGGACCACGUGUCACUGGACCUGUGCGAGUUGGCGACCCACUCACAUUGAUAAUUUACAUGCGCAGCAAAUACGAUGGUUUCGAUAUUGUUGUAAACGAUUGUUAUGCACAUAACGGUGCUAACAAAAAGAUUCAGCUUAUUGAUGAAUACGGUUGCCCUGUGGAUGAUAAGCUAAUUUCCAGAUUUCGAGGCUCUUGGUCUGAUUCGGGAAUUUUCGAAACACAAGUUUAUGCAUAUAUGAAAACUUUUCGCUUUACAGGCUCGCCAGCAUUAUAUAUAGAAUGUGAUGUACGAAUGUGUCACGGCCGAUGUCCGAGUCAGCCAUGUCACUGGCGCAACUCGAAAACUGUAUCUAAACGAGAUAUAUCAAAUUCAACAACACCCAAUUUACAAUCUGCAUUAGACUCAACUGCGUCUGAAGUAGAGAAAACAAAUUCAUCACAAAAUUCURGAAAUAGCUUAGACUUAAUGGCUAUAUCGAAUUCAGAUAAACARCCUGCUUCGUUAUCGGAAAAUUUGAAUCUGUUUCAAUCGUUGCGUGUACUCCAGGAGGGUGAGUCCGAUGGGAAUGGGUUUUACCCACAUUCUCGUCGGUUGGAGCCUCAAGGAAAUCAAACAUGUAUAAAAACGACUACAUUAUCAGCAUUAACAAUAAUUCUCUCUGUARCUAUGUUUGUACUCUCGGGCACUCUGGUAGUAACUUGCUCUCGGCUAAAGAGACGCAGCAAAGAUUCAUCUUUGUAUGAAACAUACAUUACUCACAAAGGGCAAAUUGAUUAAUGACUACUUAAUUCACUUAACUAAUGCUAAGCAAAUAUGUAAAUAUGAUUUUUCCUUUAACUUGAUCAUGUCUAAUUAAAGGUAAUAUAAUAUAGA